Oikopleura dioica is the source of this 765-nucleotide messenger RNA. NCBI's taxonomy places the organism in Eukaryota, Metazoa, Chordata, Appendicularia, Copelata, Oikopleuridae. The record is from the annotation of a GenBank genome assembly.
AUGAAGAUUAGCAGCUUUCUCUCCUCGACCGGAGCUUUUGCGCAAGAAGCGACCACGGCUUUUCCCUUUUUUGGAACAACGCAGAUGGACCUCUCGAUUCUCUGGGGCACUGAUCAGCCCAGUGUUGCCAAUCUCAAAUCUUCAAACGAUGCGUUUAACUUGAAGCAGCCGAUUCAGCCUUUCGGGAGCUUGAAUUUGCCGAGCAAAAUCGAGCAGCAGCAGCAGGCAACGACGAUGUUUUUCGAAUUCGAUGCUUGGGCGAAUCCGACGGUUCCAUCUUUUCAGGAAGAAAUUCAGCGAAAUCCUGCACAGAAAGUGACGAGUUUUGACUUUGCAUUUGGAGAGCCCACAACUGCGCCAGAUAUUAACAUCUUCUUGAAGAAUUCACAAGAGCUCGCCGUCGACAAUUAUUCAUUGGGCACAACUGCGAUGGAUUUCCUUCUAAACGGCUUCUACACGACUGCGGCGAUGCCACUCUUCGAAACCACAGAAGCGAAUGCUCUCCCUGUCUUCACAACUGAUCAAUCGGAAAUCAUGGAAAUCAACACAACACCAGCUACAGUAGCAAAAGACGAAGUGGACGAAACUCUCGACCUUGGCGCCUUCGAAGGAAUGUACGGGAAGAAAGGCAGCGAGGAAGAGUUUGAGAAUUUGGAGAGUCAGAAACUCGACACUUUUCAAAAUCAAAUCGACGCGCUCGGAGUUACAGUCAUUCCCUUUGGCGGGCGCGAUGAUCAACCUCCACGUUCAAAGGAAGAAACGUAA